Messenger RNA from Toxorhynchites rutilus septentrionalis, 939 nucleotides. RefSeq lists its product as uncharacterized. Bases 1 to 939 code for a protein of 312 amino acids. Gene Ontology annotation, molecular function: zinc ion binding; nucleic acid binding. The record is from RefSeq and is a predicted model, not a curated record. Lineage: Eukaryota; Metazoa; Arthropoda; Insecta; Diptera; Culicidae. The transcript has a single exon.
AUGCACGCACAGAUCAUCUCCCGAGGUUGGAAUUGCCGAAAUUCCACGGGACAGCCACCGAAUGGCUAUCAUUCAAGUUUCGAAAAACGAGUUGCAGCAUUGAGCGACGAUGCUGACAAGUAUGCUUUCCUAAUCAAAUGUUUGGAGUACGAACCAGCUCGCAAUACAUGCGAGGCGCUGGAAAAUUUGGACCUACCGUUUAAUGAAGCAUGGGCAAAGCUCGAGGAACGCUUUUAUAAUAAGAGAGUAGCCUUUGAAGGUUAUUUCUUUAAUCUCCUCAAAAUACGAAAGAUAAUGAAACCGAGCCAAAGGGCUAUUCUUGGACUCAUUGACGCUGUUGACACUCUGCUAUCUGCAACGAAGCAAAUAGCAAACGAACCGAUUCGAGAAUUGGAUUCCACGGCCAGCGGGCUGUUGGUUUGCCUCGUCAAGGAGCGCCUGGACGAGUACACUCUGACUAAGGUCGAAGAAAAACUGGACCUGCAAAGAAUUUACAAGUGGAACGAAUUUAAGUCUGAAUUGGAGAAGUUGGCGAAUCAACUCUCCUGCAAAUCCGCAGCCGAAGCGGCACAUCAGAGUCAUAGACCAAACCAAAAGGUCGUGGCCACAACGGCUAUUAAAGCUAUUACUACCCAAGAAAGGAAGGGACCACAGCGGUGCUUCUUUUGUGCGUCAGAAGGACACACUGUAUUCGAUUGUCCUAAGCUGUCAUCCCUCAGCCCACAAGAGAGAUGGGAAGCUGUCAAAACCGGUGGACAUUGCUUCAACUGUUUAGCAAAAGGCCACCAAACGAAAGCAUGUAAAUCCACAAAAACUUGCCAGACGUGCAAGUCAAGACAUCACUCUCUGCUGCAUCAAGAGCGUCAGAGAGCCAUUCAGAGCACGACCCUGCCCAUUAAAGUUGAAGAAGCAACGGCAGGGACUAGUCAACCCAAAUGA